CCCUCCGUCUCCUCCCCCCCCCCCGCUUCUCCUCCCGUCAUGGCGGCGCCGGCGGCGGCGGACAUCACGGCGCUCUUCAAGGCCUCCGUGAAGACGGUGAAGACGCGCAACAAGGCGCUGGGCGUCCCUCCCGCAGGGGCCGAGCCCGCCGCCCUCUGGCCCAGGAGAGCCCCGCGGGGCAGGGGGGGAUUCUCCGCCCGCGCCCGCGAAGUGGUUAAUAACAUUGGGAAACUCAAAGACUUUCUUCUGCAGCACCGGAAAGAUUAUAUUAAUGCUUAUAGCCACCUCAUGUCAGAGUACGUGCGAAUGUCGGACACGGAUCGAGAUCAGAUUGACCAAGAUGCCCAGAUCUUCAUGAGAACCUGUGCUGAUGCGAUUCAGCAGCUCAGAGCAGAAGCACACAAGGACAUCCAUUCCCUACAAGUGAAGCAGCACCGAGAAACUGUAUUGGAUUUCAUUGCAGACUACUUAAAAAGAGUGUGCAAGCUGUACUCGGAACAGAGAGCAAUACGGGUCAAGCGCGUAGUGGAUAAAAAGAGAUUAUCCAGGCUUGAGCCCGAGCAAAGCAACAAGUCAGCGCCCCCUGCUUCUGGUGGAAAAGCCCCUGGGACGGAGACGGAAGCUCCUCCUCCUCCUCCUCCUCCUCCUGAGGAAUGGGAAGAAAAGCUCACCAGGGAAGGCAGCCGAGAGAGGAACCUAGUGGAUGAGCACGCUGGUUUUGGUCUUGGUCAAGACAGCAGAGGAGAAGAUGAGCUUUCCCCAGAAGAAAUCCAAAUGUUUGAGCAGGAAAACCAACGCCUUGUGGGUGAAAUGAACAGCCUGUUUGAUGAAGUGAGGCAGAUUGAAGGGAAAGUAGUUGAAAUAUCUAGACUUCAAGAAAUAUUUACAGAAAAAGUAUUACAACAGGAAGCUGAAAUUGACAGUAUCCACCAUAUAGUUGUGGGUGCGACGGAGAACAUCAAGGAAGGCAACGAAGACAUCAGAGAGGCAAUCAAGAACAACGCUGGAUUCCGAGUGUGGAUCCUUUUCUUCCUGGUCAUGUGCUCCUUCUCCCUGCUCUUCCUGGACUGGUAUGGAAGCUGAUCCUGGCCAAUAAAGGAACCACCUCGCCAGGUGACCCUGCAGUGUUCACGGACCACGGCUGUGGAAAUACACGUGUAGCGUCUGUGUGUGUGUGUGUGUGUGUGUGUGUGUGCCUGUGCAAACUCUUUAACACUCAGGAACCUCCCAGAGGUCGUAGGGAGCUUUAGGCGGCAGAAGGAAACUGGACGGCUGCCAGGAAAUGCUCAAGAAAAGUGUUGACAGGUACAGGAUCACAGCAGUGGGAAGUUGCCAAACAUUUGUAUGUGAUGAAAUGCCCAGCAGCUGUUUCUCCUUCAGGGGUGGGGCAGCGCUUGCCAGCGUGAAGGAUGCCACUGGUCUUCCCUGUUGGCGGAAGUGGGGGGGGGGGAGACCCCAAGCCCCCGAAAAAGUCUCCUUAUGGAGAGGGGCUACUUGGCUCUUUCCAGAAACUCUCCACCUCCCUCACCUCAUUUUGUCUUCCCUUUCAAAGCCCCCAUUGGCCCCUUGAGCUUUGGGGACACCAAGACUUUGGGGGGGGGGUCUGUGGAAGUGAAGCACCCCCCCACCCCCCGGAUUCUUGCUGAGACAUAGUCAUGUAAAUAAUAAUUAUUAGAAAGGUGUUUUAGAAGAGGUUUUUAUUGCAAGUAGGGUGAUUGGAAUCCUUCAUUUCUUUUCCUCUUCGCCGCUGCAAACAUCUAUUUAAACAUACGGAGUUUGAGACUGGAGCAUACUAUUUUAUUUCACACAGAGUGAAAAUGUCAAAAGUUACAUGUGAGUUCGGUGGAAGUACUGACCACUAGGGAAUAGAAACAUGGUGCUGUGUGGACAAGAGAGAACUCCUUAAUGCAAAUGAAAGAUUUGGCACACAAGUUAUUGCUUUUUAUGUGUUCCACGCAGCAGC
Messenger RNA from Thamnophis elegans (Western terrestrial garter snake), 1963 nucleotides. RefSeq names its product syntaxin 18 (gene STX18). Gene Ontology annotation, cellular component: SNARE complex; membrane; endoplasmic reticulum. Lineage: Eukaryota; Metazoa; Chordata; Lepidosauria; Squamata; Natricidae. The record is from RefSeq and is a predicted model, not a curated record. Gene Ontology annotation, biological process: retrograde vesicle-mediated transport, Golgi to endoplasmic reticulum; intracellular protein transport. Gene Ontology annotation, molecular function: SNAP receptor activity. The transcript is spliced from 11 exons. Bases 40 to 1083 code for a protein of 347 amino acids.